Messenger RNA from Emiliania huxleyi CCMP1516, 501 nucleotides. RefSeq lists its product as hypothetical. Lineage: Eukaryota; Haptophyta; Isochrysidales; Noelaerhabdaceae. Bases 1 to 501 code for a protein of 166 amino acids. The transcript has 2 exons. The record is from RefSeq and is a predicted model, not a curated record.
AUGAUGAUGACGUCGCUUGCUCUUGCUGGCCUGCUCACCGGCGCGUCGGCGUUCUCGUCAUUGACGGGAUGCACUGGCGCUGACUUGGCGAACACAGCCGAAGAGUUCCUCCUCGCCGUGGAUUGGGGCAACGGUUGGGGCUCCGUUAAGCACAUCGUGACCGACUCCGCCCCGUUCUUCGGCCAGGCCAAUUCGUUUUUGCCGUACAAUACGGUCGAGGACUACGCCACGUGGGUGGAAGAGCUCGUUGCUGUGAUGCCGGGCGCCAAGGACACAGAUUGGACGAUCGCCGUUAACGAAGCCAAGAGCGAGGUGCUCAUCUACGCCACCUGGGAGGGCUGCCACACCGCAGCUCUCGAAGGCUACCCAGACCCGCCCACCGGCAAGUGCACCAGCACCAACUUUGUGUACAAGAUCCACUUCAACGGCGCGUGCAUGAUCGACGGACUCCACAAGGUGUGGAACGAUGGCUGGUCGCUGGCCGAGUUGGGAUGGGCGUGA